AGGGUCCAAUUUUAAUUCUGCCUCUAAUCUCUGCAACAGCCGCGCUUCCCACAACAGCUCAAGGUUGGGUUGAUCCUGACCGUGGCUUCGGAUAUCUAUACAUUCCUCUGUCACACAUACACGCACACACCAUUCCCUCUGCUCCCAGUCGCCUGUCAGAAACCAUGUCACUGGCUCCUUGGCAGCAAUGGAAACCCUAGAGGAAAAAGUCUCUUCUGACGCUCGAGCCUGACUGAGGAGACCGCGAUCUCAAGGAGGGGAACGAAAAUGAAGGCGCUGCUGCGACAUGGGCUGGCGGUGUCUUUAGCGCUCACCACCAUGUGCACUAGCUUGUUGCUCUUGUACGGCAGUAUCGGUGGUGGCGGCGGAGGAGGAGGAGGAGGAGAAAGAGGUGGCGGCGGCGGCGGCCAGAAAGAGCGCAGCCAGCAGCGACAGCAGCAGGUGGCGGUGACAGCCAGCCAGCAGCCUGAGAGCCAGAAGCAAGUGAGCACCGCUGCCCAGCGACGGCCCGCCGGGCUCCCCGACCGCCCCUUGGAAGGCUACAUCAGUGUCCUGGACCACAAGCCUCUGAAAAUGCACUGUGCAAGCUGUGCUCUUGUAACAAGCUCCGGACACCUUUUGCGAAGUCGGCAAGGCAACAAAAUUGACCAGACAGAGUGUGUAAUACGAAUGAACGAUGCACCCACACGGGGUUUUGGAAAAGAUGUCGGAAACAAGACAAGCCUGCGAGUUAUCGCUCACUCCAGUAUUCAGAGAAUUCUGCGAAAUCGCAAUGAACUGUUAAAUAUGAGCCAAGGGACUGUAUUUAUCUUCUGGGGUCCCAGCAUCUAUAUGAGAAGAGAUGGGAAAGGACUGAUUUAUAAUAAUUUACAACUGAUGAAUCAGAUACUACCUCAGUUAAAAGUAUAUAUGAUAUCCCGGCACAAGAUGCUUCAGUUUGAUGAUCUCUUCAAACGUGAAACAGGAAAAGACCGGAAGAUCUCCAACACUUGGCUUAGCACAGGCUGGUUCACAAUGAGUAUCGCAUUAGAACUGUGUGACCGGGUAGAUGUCUAUGGGAUGGUACCACCAGAUUUCUGCAGGGAUCCUAAGCAUCUUUCAGUACCUUACCAUUAUUAUGAACCUCUGGGACUUGAUGAAUGCACGAUGUAUCUUUCACACGAACGGGGAAGAAAGGGCAGUCACCAUCGUUUUAUCACAGAGAAGCGAGUGUUUGAGAACUGGGCCCGGACAUUCAAUAUUCACUUUUUUCAGCCAGACUGGAAACCAGAAUCACUUCCUCUAAAUCAUGUUAAGACUAAACUGGUAUUCUGAGAAGAAGGGGAAAACAAAUCUCACAAGGCUGUAACCCACAAUCACCUACUGUAUCUGUGGCUUCAGAGGACAAUAUGCAGCAAGCCAACCUGAAGAAGAAAGGUUAUCAGGGUGUGCAGAUGAAAACUGGUACAGUAUUCAGGAAGUUAUUGCAAAGGAAUGCCAUUCAAAGGACAUUUGGUAUCCAGCUGUGUAUCUUAAGCAAAUAUGUUAACUUCUGUCUAAUGAACAUGCAUCUAUGUAUGUGAUUUGUUAAAAAGAAGCAAAAGGCAAAGAAACCUCUUAUAAGAUGCAGAAUUCAUCUUGUUUUUAAGGCACAUUGCCACUGGGUUUUCAUAGUGACAUUUAACAAUUUACUUAGUGGAGGUUUUUAAUGCAAUCCAGUAUUUUUCUAUUUCACAAUGAUAUGGUUAUUUAUCUUUCAUAAUCCUUCCAAAACUGAGGAUUUAUAUUGCUGCUGGUUGAAGGCCCAGCUUCUUGUUUAUACAUUUUUCUCUUUGAAAUAUAGGAUUGAUUCUAUCUAGCAUGUAAUUAAUAUUUGAUCUGGAAGUUGGUGUAUUUAUUUUUUUUUAAUUUUUUAAUUCUUCGGCUAUGUUCCAGCAUCAAGCCGUCCGACAGGAAGCACAUCCUCAAGUGAUGCGGUAGUGAAUGAUGCCUCCUGAAGUAAUCUCUGGCUUCAUGCACACAAUUAACGGAAAUGUGGAGGACCAAUUUAGGACUUUCCAUAUCCAGAUUGCUUUUAGUCCCCUGGUAUUUGGCAUAACUCAUUUUCCAUACCGAAGCAGGCUGGCCUAGAGCUCCACCUAAUCAAAAGAUGUUCUGGGCAGAAAUGACUUUCCAGUGACUUGCUAGGUGGUUUUGGUGUGUUUGCCACAUGCAGACUACACCUUUUAGGUUCCUGUCCUAUAAACACUAUGUGGGCAUUUCUGAAAGGGUUGCCCAGCAGAAACAAGCAGGGCUAGUAUCCUACUGAGCUCUUUUCCUGAUGGGACAAGUUCUGCCAUUUCACAAGGCAGUGAUCUCCACAAAGAAGACCUGCCUUCCACUUGCCACCAGCAGGGCUUGUGCAUGCAACAUGAUAUUGUGUCAUUUUGCUAGCAGGACUUCCCAUUCAUGGAACUCAAUAUACCACCGAGACAUCUGUGGCAUUUUAAAGCCAGAAGCCUGUUCAAUUAUGGACCCUCAUAAGGGCAGUUGUGUUCCCCUACUUUGGAAGGCACUUCUUCAGGUGAUCAGUCAUGCAGUGGUUGCACAGCUGGCCACACAAAGGAUAGCCUGCUGGAGAAGAAAAACUGCAACACAAUGGCCCUUAUGCACAUGGCUUUUCAUAGAUGCUUUUGGGCUUAAGAAUGUAUUGGAAUAUUAUGUGGGAGUAAAUCCCAUAGAACUUAGUGGAGUUUUCUCCAGUAUGGUUGCACUGUUUAAGGCAGGAGUGAGCAAAGUGCCACCUUCCUGAUGCUGCUGGACAAUAUUGCUUAGCAUUUCUCACCAUUGGCCAUGUUCGUUAGGACUAAUGGGAGUUGUAGUUCAACAACAUCUGGAGGGGCUGUGCCUUGGCCACUCCUGGUUUAAAGGGUAACCAUUUUGGUGUGACAGAUAAACCACAUGGAACACACAGGAGGAAAGUAUACGUAUGUGGGGAAACAUAAUGAAAGCAAUGAAGCUUGACUGCAGCCUUCUCUGGGAUUGGCAGAGCCCAGUUCUUUUGUAAAUACAGUUUUUUGUAUAAAUAAGCAGCUGCUGAAAGAAGGGAGGUAAAUGCAAAAGUAGUUUCUGUCCCAAAGUCCAACAGCAUAUUAUUUGGAAGUAUAGAAAACAGACUGUAUGGUUCAGUUCUUGAGACCAACAAAUUAUAUUGAUCUUACACUGAAUAUGAUAAUGUGCCAGUUUCUUUGACAUGCCUACAGGUUUUCUUGUUCUUGCAUAUCAGGCUGAAUGGCACUAAUAAUUCUGUAUAUGGAUAUGUGCACUUUGUGUUUUUUUGUGGGAUUAUACCUGGCUUGUGAAUAAAGAGGAC
Messenger RNA from Pogona vitticeps (central bearded dragon), 3331 nucleotides. RefSeq names its product ST6 N-acetylgalactosaminide alpha-2,6-sialyltransferase 5 (gene ST6GALNAC5). The record is from RefSeq and is a predicted model, not a curated record. NCBI's taxonomy places the organism in Eukaryota, Metazoa, Chordata, Lepidosauria, Squamata, Agamidae. Gene Ontology annotation, biological process: oligosaccharide metabolic process; ganglioside biosynthetic process. Gene Ontology annotation, molecular function: alpha-N-acetylgalactosaminide alpha-2,6-sialyltransferase activity.